This is a messenger RNA of Racocetra fulgida, 194 nucleotides long. Lineage: Eukaryota; Fungi; Glomeromycota; Glomeromycetes; Diversisporales; Gigasporaceae. The record is from the annotation of a GenBank genome assembly.
CCGUGAUAAUUAUUGGUACUUUUAUGGAUGCUUUGAAUGCACUGAUUAUGGUGACCUUCAAGCAAACAAAUUCUGAUACUGAUGAGGAAACAAAUUCUGAUGGUGAAACAAUUUUGGAACUUAAUGAACAACAACUACUACAAAAUGACAUUAUAGUACAAAUUCAAAUAGUGGCAGCUGGGGAUGCAAAUGUG